UACCGGUGCUGCCUCAGGGAGGUGGUGGCCGACCAGGACGUGGGGUGGCCCGCAAUGAAGCCGCCUAGUUCAAUGCAAACAAGUGAGUUUGACUCAUCAGAUGAAGAGCCUAUUGAAGAUGAACAGACUCCAAUUCAGAUAUCAUGGCUACCCCUGUCACGAGUGAAUUGUUCUCAGUUUCUUGGUUUAUGUGCUCUUCCAGGUUGUAAAUUUAAAGAUGUUAGAAGAAAUAUCCAAAAAGAUACAGAAGAACUAAAGAGCUAUGGUAUACAAGACAUAUUUGUUUUCUGCACCAGAGGGGAACUGUCAAAAUAUAGAGUUCCAAACCUUUUGGAUCUCUACCAUCAGUAUGGAAUUAUCACUCAUCACCAUCCAAUUCCAGAUGGAGGGACUCCUGACAUCACCAGCUGCUGUGAAAUUAUGGAGGAGCUUGAAAUUUGCCUUAAAAAUAACCGAAAAACCUUAAUACACUGUUAUGGAGGACUUGGGAGAUCUUGUCUUGUAGCUGCUUGUCUCCUCCUAUACCUGUCUGACACAGUGUCACCGCAGCAGGCCAUCGACAGCCUGAGGGACCUGAGAGGAUCUGGAGCAAUACAGACCAUAAAGUGCCCCAAGGAUAUUACUGAUCUGUAGAUCUGUACUGCCAACAGAAAAAUACCCCCAGCUACAGAGUUCCAGAAAAUAGCAAGGAGAGAUAAGAAAGCCUUCUUAAGUGACCAAUGAAAAGAAAUGGCAGAAAACAGUAAGAUGGGAAGACUAGAGAUCUCUCCAAGAAAAACUGGAGUUACCAAGGGAACAUUUCAUUCAAAGAUGGGCACAAUAAAGGACAGAAAUGGUAUGGACCUAACAGAAGCAAAAGAUAUUAAGAAGUGGCGGCAAGAAUACACAGAAGAACUAUACAAAAAAGAUAUUAAUGACCCAGAUAACCACGAUGGUGUGCUCACCUAGAACCAGACAUCCUGGAGUAUGAAGUCAAGUGGAUCUUUGGAAGCAUUACUACAAACAAAACUAGUGGAGGUAAUGGAAUCCCAGCUGAGCUUUAAAAGAUGAUGCUGUUAAACUGCUGCACUCAUUAUGCCAGUAAAUUUGGAAAACUCAGCAGUGGCCACAGGACUGGAAAAGGUCAGUUUUCAUUUCAAUCCCAAAGAAAAUCAAUGCCAAAGAAUGUUCAAAUUACCAUACAAUUGCACUCAUCUCACAUGCCAGCAAGAUUUUGCUGAAAACCCUUCAAGCUAGGUUUCAGCAGUAUGUGAACCGAGAACCUCCAGAUGUACAAGCUGGAUUUAGAAAAGGCAGAGGAACCAGAGAUCAAAUCUCCAACAUACACUGGAUCAUAGAAAAAGCAAGGGAAUUCCAAAAAAAACAUCUACUUCUGCUUCACUGACUAUGCUAAAGCCUUUGACUGUGGAUCACAAAGUAGCUGUGGAAAAUUCUUAAAGAGAUGGGAAUAUCAGGCCACCGUACCUUCCUCCUGAGAAACCUGUAUGCUGGAAAGAAGCAAGUUAGAACUGGACAUGGAAAAACAGAUUGGUUCCAAAUUGGGAAAGGAGUACAUCAAGGCUGUAUAUUGUCACCCUGCUUAUUUAACUUAUAUGCAGAGUACAUCAUGCAAAAUGCUGGGCUAGAUGAAUCACAAACUGGAAUCAAGAUUGCCGGGAGAAAUAUCAGCAACCUCAGAUACGCAGGUUAUACCACUUUAAUGGCAGAAAGUGAAGAGAAACUAAAGAGCCUCUUGAUGACGGUGUAAGAGAGCCUAUCACUUCCUGGCAAAUAGAUGGGGAAAAUGUGGAAACAGUGUCAGAUUUCAUUUUCUUGGGCUCCAAAAUCAAUGCAGAUGGUGACUGCAGUCACGAAAUUAAAAGAUGCUUCCUCUUUGGAAGAAUAGCUAUGUCAAACCUAGACACAGCUUUUUAAAACUUUGGAAAACUCAGCAGUGACAGAGUUUUAAAAAGCAGAGACAUCACUUUGCAACAAAGGUCUGUAUAGUCAAAGCUAUGGUUUUUCCAAUAGUCAGGAAUGGAUGUGAGAGUUGGACCAUAAAGAAGACUGAGUGCCAAAGAAUUAACACUUUCAAACUGUGGUGCUGGAGAAGACUCUUGAGAGUCCCUUGGACCAGUCAAUCCUAAAUCAACCCUGAAUAUUCACUGGAAGGGGUGAUGCUGAAGCCGAAGCUCCAAUACUUGAGCCACCUGAUAUGAAAAGCUGGCUCACUGGAAAAGACUCUGAUGCUGGGAAAAAUUGAGGGCAAGAGAAGGGGGUUACAGAGGAUUAGAUGGUUGGAUGGCAUCACUGAUUCAUGGACAUCAGUUUGAGGAAACUCAGGGAGAUAGUUAUGGACAGAGAAGCAUGGCAUGCAGCAGUUCAUGGGGUUGCAGAGUUGGACACGUCUUAGCGACAGAACAACAAUGCUAACUUGCCUUCCCUUCCCAGUUCCCUGGUCUCAGCUUUAGGACUAAGUCAGAGGAGCAGGUUCUGAAAACAGAAGCUCCCUCUUGUUACCUGUUAAAAUCAAAUGAUGCUUCAAAUUUAAGAUGUUCCCAAGUGUCUCUUUGACAAGAACAAAUUACAUGGACAAACAUGUAUAUGUGUGUGUGUAUGCGUGUUUUGCAUCUUUAACCUUAAGCCCGCAUUAAUAUGAGCUGUCCAUUUAUCACCUCAGCAUUCUGGGGCAAACAUGUUUUUUCCAUCUCUAUGCUGAUAUAAGUUAAGUUAGCAGUAUGCAAGCCCAACUUCUCAAUAGUAAUACAAAAUGAGAUUUUGGGCAGGGUAAGAAUAUCCUCUAGGCAGCUGUUAAAACUCCAAAUGAAUUAAUUAAAGAAUUUUGCUUAUCUGUUGAGAUUAGUGAUUUUAUUUCAGUAUUUUCUAUUAUGGAAAUUGUUCCAAAAUGAUUUUAUCAUCACAAAAAGCAGACAACAAAGGCUUCUGUAAACCAAGAAAUAGAUUUUUCUUGAAUAUACUGUUAGUUGCUGCAGACAGUGCCGUUCCCUGUGGACUUACUCCCCAGGAGAAAAUGCAUUAGAAAUAGAAUACCAGGCCUGCUUUCCAUGCCUGGGUUGGGACACUCCCCUGGAGAAGGGAACAGCUACCCACUCCAGUAUUCUGUCCUAAAGAAUUCCACAGGGUAGCAGAGUCAGACACGACUGAUUGACUUUCACUUUCACUUCAUGUGUUAUUUUUAAUCUUAUUUGCUCCUGCCAGUAAAGGGAGAAAUGAUUUUACAGACAUAAAAUGUUCAUCUGUAUUUCAUAAUACCUGCUAACUUUUAGAGAUUUUUAAAGCAAGUUUUUCACACUAUAUAUAGCUUUUGUUGUUGUUUAGUCACUAAGUCGUGCCCGACUCUUUGCGACCCCAUGGACUGUAGCCCUCCAGGCUGCUCUGGCCGUGGGAUAUCCCAGGCAAGAAUACUGGAGUGGGCUGCCAUGCCCUCCUCCAGGGGAUCUUCCUGACCUAGAGAUUGACCUCAGGUCUCCUGCAUUGUAGGUGGAUUCUUAACCACUGAGCCACUAGGGAAGCCCUGUAUGUAGCUUCACUGAAAGAUAAAACUUCCCCAAGAUGUAAAUACCUCCUUACCCAAAAGGAUGCAGAAUCGUUUUUACCAAGUAUUAUUUUGAUUCCUGAUUCCAACUAGUAUCAUUACUACUCUGGCAAUUAGCUUUCUACAAUGUAUUUCAGUGUAUCUUUACU
Molecule: messenger RNA, 3684 nt
Organism: Dama dama (fallow deer)
Lineage: Eukaryota; Metazoa; Chordata; Mammalia; Artiodactyla; Cervidae
Gene: CDKN3
Product: cyclin dependent kinase inhibitor 3
Exons: 8
Coding region: 55-633 (192 amino acids)
Biological process (GO): protein dephosphorylation
Cellular component (GO): nucleus
Molecular function (GO): protein tyrosine phosphatase activity
Source: RefSeq, a predicted model, not a curated record